Hydatigera taeniaeformis is the source of this 1458-nucleotide messenger RNA. Lineage: Eukaryota; Metazoa; Platyhelminthes; Cestoda; Cyclophyllidea; Taeniidae. The record is from the annotation of a GenBank genome assembly.
AUGUCUAAUUUGAGCAGAAAAGAAGAGCUUGAAAUAAAAAAAGCUAGGCUUGCUGCACUAAGGGAGGAAAGACUACAUCGAGAAGCGCUUAGGAAGAAGGGUGAACAUUCUGCAAACAUCUCCCCCAUUCCACAUGUCAAAGGCGUGGACACUGAAAAAAUACUAAACGACCUUGGUGUUGGAGCCGUUGGAAAACGAGUGCUUGGAGUGAAGUCUUCUAGUGUUUUUAAGUCACAAAGUUCUCCCUCAUUGGAGUCUAAAGCUGCAUCACGGAAACCUCUGAAACUUGUUACCUCCGGACUAAAUGAGUGCUCCUUUGAACCAGUUAAUGAGGAGAUGUAUUCUAAGGAAACCCAAACGACAAAUGAUGUUCCUUGUGAAACUCCGUCAAUUACUACUGAUACCUGGCCGGAAACCCCAUCGAUGGCGAAUGGACCUGCUUCCAGGGCCCAAAUGAGCUUGGAAUGGGAUGAUGAACUCUUAGCUGCUGAUGGCGAUGAUCCAUUAACGGACAUAGAAGUUCCACCUAUUUCGAACCAGGUUGAAGUCGAAAAGUCUGUUCGACUACAAGAUCCUAACACUUCGUCACGAAAUAUGGGUAACGAUGGUUUUUCUGUAUUAUAUUAUGUCUUAGGAGAGGAAAUGACAGAUGAGGACAAAGAAAACAUAUUAUCAUCAGAAGCAUUUCAAGACUUCUUCUUGCGUGCCUCCACGAUAGUUGAAGGCGCUCUGGAAGAGGACGAACGUGACAUCUUUUUUGACUACAGCGGUGCUGACAAGGAAGAAGAAUUAGCUAAGGCUCAACAAAUGCUAACCGAGGACUGCAUAUUCUUUGACGAUUUCUGGACGUCCAAACGCGUGGUGACAGCCCUCGACUGGUCGCCCAACCACCCAGAAAUUGUUUUGGCUGUCUAUUCUGCGAUUCAGAGAGACGAGCCGGCUCUAACUCCUGUAAACCUCUAUGCCGCAGCUGCAACUGCAGAUGGUGUCUGCGUGUUGUGGAAUCUGAAGUCGAAGAAAUCCGAGUCAGCACAGGAAUCAGUUUUCACCUGUCAGGCAUCUAUCACCACUGCUAUCUUCUCCGAUUUCCACCCCAACCUUAUUAUUGGUGGCACAAAUGGGGGGCAGAUUGUCAUUUGGGAUAUUAGAGUCAAUCGAGAAACGCCAGUCCAAUGGACAGGGUUGUGUGGAAAUUUGGUUCACUGGGGACCAGUCAGAUCAAUUGCUGUAACAGGAAACCAGGAUACUAAUAACCUCAUCAGCGUUGGUGCUGAUGGUAGGCUGUGUGGCUGGAGUCUUGACAUGCUUGCAAAACCAUUCCAAACCAUGGAACUUGUCUACAAACAGGCGAAGCUUGUGGCACCCACGUCGGUGGCUUUUGUACAAGACUUUGACGACAGUUUUCUGAUUGGCGCACAAGACGGAUGCAUUUAUAGUGGAUGUCGAUGUGGAAGGUAA